Messenger RNA from Daucus carota subsp. sativus, 1820 nucleotides. RefSeq names its product QWRF motif-containing protein 7. Gene Ontology annotation, biological process: spindle assembly; centrosome cycle. NCBI's taxonomy places the organism in Eukaryota, Viridiplantae, Streptophyta, Magnoliopsida, Apiales, Apiaceae. The transcript is spliced from 5 exons. Gene Ontology annotation, molecular function: microtubule binding. Gene Ontology annotation, cellular component: nuclear microtubule; cytoplasm; centrosome. The record is from RefSeq and is a predicted model, not a curated record. The coding region runs from base 1 to 1191 and encodes 396 amino acids.
AUGGAGGUUUACACCAAGUCCCUUAGACGUUAUGAGCCCCCAAGUGAUGCUGGAACUGCACGGCGCUCGCCCGGCCUAACACGAAGCAAAAGCGGCAAUACUCUGGCCUUAUCACUACCCGAAAAGCCGGUAGUUCCAGCUGUUCACCGCUCUCCAUCUACUACUAAAUCAAGAACAAAGGCGUAUCCGGAUCACUUGAUGAUCCAUGCAGAACCUGCAAGUACUACAAAUUCAUCGAAAAACAAGAAGAAACUGAAAGAAGACAAGGAUAAGAAUAAAGAUGGCACGUUUGGUCGCUUUUUACAGAGAAACACGCAUUCUGAUAAGAGUGUGCCAAAGACUAGUAGUGCAAGGUUAAAGCCUACUUCUCCUUCUGCAUGGGCUUUGUCUCCUGCUCGUUCUUCGCAGUUCUCUCCGGUGACAAAGACUUAUUCGUCUUCAGCAACUACUUCUCCGUCUGCAUGGGCAUUGUCCUCAGCACGAGCUUCCCCUGCCUUUCCGGUGACACAUAAAGUUUCUGCCUCUUCAAUAACCACUUCUGGAGUGAAUGGUGUGUUGAAGUACUUUAAAAAGAAGAAAGAGUCGUCAUUGCAUAAAAUGGAGUGUCAACAUUUUUUGGUUUUAAAUAAUAAUCUCUUGCAAUGGAGGUAUGUUAAUGCGCGUGCUCAAGCUGCAAUUGAUGCACGCAAGUUAAUUGCCCAGAAAAAGUUUUACAAUGUAUCUGUACAAAUCCUUAAGAUGAGGAACUCCAUCUUAGAAAAGCGAGUUGAAAUGCAGAAAAUGAAGCAAGUGAGCAAAGUGUAUCAAAUAAUCCACUCGCAGGAUCACUUGCUAAAAUUAUGGGCGAAAAUGGAGGGUAAAAAUUCUGAAGCUGUUGGCAGGGUAAUACGAAAACUUUCAGCAAUAUCAAUUAGAGUCCCUCUGGCUGACGAUGUUAAGGGAGAUGUUUUCUUGGUCAGUGAUGCCAUGGUCAAGGCCACAGAUGUCAUGGAAAACGUGGAAGAAACAUUACUCAAGAAAUUUGAUUAUCAGGUUGAGAGAAUAUGUUAUCUGCUAACAGAGCUUUUAAUCAUAGUAAAGCAGCAAAAGGAAUAUUUAGUGGAACUAGAAAACAGUGUAUCACUGAUUGCUUCACUAAAGGCAGAGGAGAAAAGCUUAAGGAUCCAACUCAUCCAGUUAAAAGAGCAGUAGAGAAGAGCUAAAGUCCAUUCCUACUAUGUAUCCAGACUCAAUUCGGUGCUAGGAAUAAGCCUUUAUCACUAGGCCGUGAUUCGUUUUUUAGUUUUUAUGAUAUUCGAAAGUUGGGUUGGUGACAGUUGAAACCAAUGUAAUAUCAACAAGCACAUAUGUAUUUAUAGGAGUGCUGGUUUUUAACAGAUACUAGCUAAAUUACAUUGAGAAAAUGACAAUGAAAAACGGUGAAAUCCUAUACCAAUGCCCACGACAAUGAAAAGAUAUUCAAAAUGUAUCAAACAUAUAUCAACAUUCAGUGACAGACUUUUGUCCAUCAAAAUCAGCCAGUAAUUUGUUCACACCCCCAAAAUCUCCAUUUCCAGGCAACUUCCUCUUCGGCUUGGCUUCUAACAGCAUCGACACCACAUCUCUCAUUGGCGGACGAUCAGCAGGAUUCCGACUAGUGCAAAGCAAGGCAACCUUCAGCACCAGCAUCAUCUCCUCUCUUACAGGUGCACAAGAUGCACCUGCAUUCUUAUCAAGCACAUCUCUGAGUCCCUCCUUUGUUUUGAUCUUUGUUCUAAUCCAAUCCACAAUGCUGUUCCCAUCUCCAAAUUCCGCAUUCACCGAUCUUUUUCCACUUAAAA